Acanthocheilonema viteae is the source of this 312-nucleotide messenger RNA. The record is from the annotation of a GenBank genome assembly. Lineage: Eukaryota; Metazoa; Nematoda; Chromadorea; Rhabditida; Onchocercidae.
AUGGCUGCAUUUGAUUUCUGCUCGCCAGCUGAUAGUACUGUUGUUGCCGGGAGUGGAACUGGUACUAAUACACCUGUUAUUGCUAUUGAUGGUAAAAUUGAGCAGGCAAUGGACUUGGUAAAAACUCACCUGAUGUUUGCAGUACGUGAAGAAGUUGAUAUUUUAAGGGCAAAAAUUAUGGAAUUAGAAGCUACCAUUUUCCAACUGGAAGCUGAAAAUGCAAUCCUUCGCGAGCAUGUGCCGGUGGAAAUUUUAAAUAAAUUAAGUUUGCAAACGACACCGUCGAAUUCAACUACAACAGCUGCUGUUUAA